AUCCCUUUGUACCAAUUGCCCCUUUAGCUUCUUCCGCCUCCGUCCGACUCAAAAGAACUCUUUCCUUUUCAGAGUCUCAAAACCAAAGCAGAAGGCAGAGAGAUGGAUUCAACAGGUGAAACCCAGAUGACACCAACCCAUGUUUCCGACGAAGAAGCAAACCUCUUCGCCAUGCAACUCACCAGUGCCUCUGUCCUCCCCAUGGUCCUCAAAUCAGCCUUGGAGCUUGACCUUCUCGAGAUCAUCAACAAGGCAGGUCCGGGCGCCUACUUAUCCCCGGCAGACAUUGCCUCCCACCUCCCCACCAACAACCCAGAUGCUCCCGUCAUGCUCGACCGUAUUCUGAGGCUUCUGGCCAGCUACUCCAUCCUCACUUGCUCUCUGCGUACCCUUCCAGAUGGAAAGGUCGAUCGCUUGUACGGCCUCGCCCCUGUCUGCAAGUUCUUGACCAAGAAUCAGGACGGUGUCUCUAUUGCUCCUCUCUCUCUCAUGAAUCAGGACAAGGUCCUCAUGGAGAGCUGGUAUUAUUUGAAAGAGGCAGUUCUUGAAGGAGGCAUACCAUUUAACAAGGCCCAUGGUACGACUUCAUUUGAAUAUCACGGAAAGGAUCUAAGAUUCAACAAGGUUUUCAACAAGGGAAUGUCAGAUCACUCCACCAUUACCAUGAAGAAAAUUCUUGAUACCUACAAAGGCUUUGAGGGCAUCACAUCCGUAGUCGAUGUCGGUGGUGGGAUUGGAGCUGUGCUUAGCAUGAUUGUCUCUAAAUACCCAUCAAUUAAGGGCAUUAACUUUGAUUUGCCUCAUGUGAUUGAGGAUGCUCCAUCUUAUCCUGGUGUGGAGCAUGUAGGCGGAGACAUGUUUGCGAGCGUUCCCAAAGCAGAUGCUAUAUUCAUGAAGUGGAUAUGUCACGAUUGGAGCGAUGAACACUGCUUAAAGUUUUUGAAGAACUGCUAUGAUUCCCUCCCAGAUAAUGGGAAGGUGAUUGUUGCAGAAUGCAUUCUUCCAGAGGCCCCUGACUCAAGCCUCGCAAGCAAGGUUACUAUACAUAUUGACUGCAUCAUGUUGGCUCAUAACCCAGGAGGAAAAGAGAGGACACAGAAAGAGUUCGAGGCCUUGGCUAAAGGAGCUGGAUUUCAAGGAUUCCAAGUGGUGUGUUGUGCCUUCAAUACUAACAUCAUGGAAUUCCUUAAGAAGGCUUGAUUUUUCCCAUGUAUUUUGGCUUCUGAGGUUGUGAUUACGUUGUCUUAAAGGUGCUUUUCCAGUGAUUGUACUUUUUUUGCAUACAGGAAACAAGAAGAAAGUUACUUUUAUGUUGGUUGUGUCCAAAUAAAUAUUGUUGGAAGUUUCAUUGAUGUGAAUUUGUUGUAUGUAAAUAUCAUAUGUCAACUGCAGAAUUGGAUCUGUGAGAGAUGAAUGAUAAAUGCUGAUUUAAAUA
Molecule: messenger RNA, 1435 nt
Organism: Tripterygium wilfordii
Lineage: Eukaryota; Viridiplantae; Streptophyta; Magnoliopsida; Celastrales; Celastraceae
Product: caffeic acid 3-O-methyltransferase 1
Exons: 4
Coding region: 103-1200 (365 amino acids)
Biological process (GO): methylation
Molecular function (GO): O-methyltransferase activity; protein dimerization activity; S-adenosylmethionine-dependent methyltransferase activity
Source: RefSeq, a predicted model, not a curated record